This is a messenger RNA of Pseudo-nitzschia multistriata, 1513 nucleotides long. The record is from the annotation of a GenBank genome assembly. Lineage: Eukaryota; Bacillariophyta; Bacillariophyceae; Bacillariales; Bacillariaceae.
CUAAAUUCUGCAAGAUCAGUAGGGUACUAACACUAACCAACAAAGCCAAACGUGCUACGAAGCAUUCCUUCCAGAUCGUGCCGACUACAACCGUGCGAUUCUAACAUUCAAACAAUAUGCCACCAAACGUGCUCYACCACUGGGAUUCCGACGCUACAAGGCGUCGGUACCGCGAUCUUCCAACCAACGAUAACAACRUCGACGAAGACUUUUACCACCCCGAAUUCGAUGCUUCGAAUUUCUUCCUUCCUUCCAAAGCAACCCCGCUAGAAGCAAAAGAAUUGUCGGACCGGGAUCGGGUUCGCGCCAUGUGGAAGAAUAUGGUGCGAUCCGAUGCUUCUGCCACURCCGUGCCAAACGGCCACGAAACCAUCCAURUUGAGGAGUUGUUAUCYGACUCGUUGUCUAGCAUCAUCGUGCUCAGAGACGARRAAGAACACAGCGAAUGGCUGGAGCAAUUCGGGGGCCAGUUGUCUGKGGUCUCGUCAGAACUGUGCCAAGAAUUACGGUAAGUUUCGAUUCCAYUCGACAACGAUUGGAUUUCGUUUUAUUAUCGUUUGAUUUCAUUAUAUCUAUCCAUCCUUGGCAUUCUUUUUACAMGCGAGAAAGCAACCGACUAAUUGGUCGACUGACUCCAUUCGGUAUCRCCUUUCUUUGCCACUCAAAUGAUACAACACAGAAAACACGCCCCCGAUUUGUACAACAUGUCAACCGUUGCCGAUUUCAACGACAAUCUCUGUUACCAUGUCCAGAGGGAGAAGGGCCCGGAGCACCCUGCCCCCCGUACRAAUCGUGCAAUCGAAGAGGCGCUGGAAACCACCUUGGAGGUUGCCGAGUACCUAGGUUCCUUCCUGGCAACGAAAUCCACAAUCCCGCAACCGGCACACGUCGAUUACCCCUGGGAGGUUCUGGAAAAACACGGAGAYGGCGACCACCAGAGCCCMGGCCAUCUGAAACUCGGAUUCUUCCCGCUCACCGAGGAAGGCAUGUUUCUCCAGGUAUGGCCCACCGCCUGCCCCCWCCAGGACCGGUCGAUCGAGAUCGAGGGCCAACUCGUGUUUAUACCCUACGGGAAGAUGUUGGUCUUGCCGGCAAGCACUAUCCACGGGGGUGGCUUCCGAACCACGCCAUUUGAGAGCGAGUAUUCUACASUAGGCAGCCGCAGCAGUGGCUUUAAUUGCGGWGGAAACCUACGGUUUCAUUUGUACRUUGCUACGGACGAUGCGUCGCUACCGGCCCACCAAACAAACAAAUACACCGAGCGGUGUGACAAAACCAAGGAGCUGAGCCGGCGUUAUGUAGAUUCGAGGCACAUGUCCGUGUUGCUCGAUCACUUCUUUGUGAGUACGUAGCAUYAGUAGCRUAAGCGGCGGUUGUGGUCUCGGCAGAAAUCUCUGGAUUCAUAUAUGCAUUGCCGCAGCGGAUGCAUGUAUYGCUACCUGCCCACCAAACGAACAAAUAUAUCGAGCGGUCUGGCAACCUCAAAGAGCCGAGAUAAAAACUCAAUGACCAU